AUGGACUAUAGCGCAUCGAUAAACGACACCGAGGCCGCCGGCAGCUCUCCUUGGGGCAACUCCCCUAGCUCAUCGCCCCGGCCAACCCGCUCGACCUUCGCUUCUACCAUCAUCUCCGACGACUAUGUGCCCCCGGCUGCGAACAAUGGCCUCAACGAUGAGGAUGGCUUUGGUGCAGGAGACAACGGAUUCCAGCGACAUGACACCACCGACGCGCCCGGGUCUCAAUCUGGCGCCCUAUUCUCCGACGAUGUUCCCGCAAGCCAGCCGCAGCAGGAGAACCAGGCUUCAUAUUCGGCCGAGGUCAGCCAAGGCGAGGUCCAUCCGCAGUCUCAGACAGAGUCACACCAAGAGCCGCAACACGAGUACGGACAGCAUCAGCAAUCGCCACAACAACAACAACAUCCCCAGUACCCGCCCCAUCAGCAACAGCAACAGCAACAACAAUAUCAGCAAUACCAGCAGCAGCCACCGCCCCAGCAGCAGCAGCAAUACUCACCAGACCAGCGAGUGCAGCAGCAGUUCCGGAGACCGCAACCGCAGUUCAAGUUACAGGCUAAGAUUACUGGACUCGAACGUACCGGCCGCAAGGAUCCUAUUCUGAGAUUUGAUGUUCACACCAACCUUCCCAGUUUCCGUACGACCCAGUACCGCGAUGUACGCCGCCUACACUCCGAAUUCAUCAAGCUCGCUGAGCACCUCAUAUCCGCAAACCCCGAAGCCAUCGUGCCUGCUGUGCCACCAGCGCUUACCUCUGCUGGUGCCGGAACCGACGAGGAUGAGGCUCGCGUCAAGGCUCUGAUGCAACGCUGGUUCAACUAUAUCUGCAGCAACGAGGUCCUGAUGAGGGAUGACGAGAUGGUUCUCUUUACCGAGAGUGACUUCGGCUACAGCCCCAUGGUCAAGAAGAAGCAGCCCGCGACUGGUGUGCGCCGCAAGAUCCUGAAGCAGUUUGCUCCUCCACCCGAUGAUACCCCCGAGUUGCAGGAGGCGCGCCCAAUUGUUAAGUUGUUCUACCUUGGUGCCAUGGAUGCGGGUCAUAAGGUUGACAAACUUGUCAAGACUCGUAGAGGUCUGGGCCUUGUCGAAGCUGACUACGGCAUCAAGCUCUCGAACAUGCACAUCCAAGAGCCUCAUCCCGGUCUUUCGAACGCCUACCGCAAACUCGGCAAGGUCCUCCAGACCGUCGGUGACCUACACGCUGCCCAAGCCACCGCCGAGGCCACCACCAUUGGCGAUCCCUUCCAGUACCACUCCAGCGACGCCUUCAUUGUCAAGGAAACCCUCACCAACCGACAGAUCCUCAUGCGCGAGCUUCUUCAAGCCCAGGAGCUCACUCGCAGCAAGCUCAACGCCGCCGACCGGCUCAAAUCCUCGUCCAACGUGCGUCGCGAGCGCGUCGACGAGGCCAUCGCCUCCCUCCGCGACGCCCAAGAGGCCGAACUGACCCUGCAGCACAAGACCACCCGCGUCACUCAGAACCUGGUGCACGAGCGCCGCAAGUGGUUUGCCCGCACCGCCGCCGACAUGCGCCUGUCCAUCCGCGAGUACGUGAUCCGUCAGAUCGAGGCCGAGCGCCGCACUCUGGCCCUGCUUGAGAGCGUUCGGCCCGACAUCCGCGCCAUCGACUCCAGCGGCGGCCUGUCCCGCCUCGGCCGUGAAGCGCACCCCACCGUCCGCCGCGCCAGUGUGGCCGCCAGCCAGGGACCCAAGGGCGAUGCGUGGAGCGGUGUCCCCCGCGCAAGACUCGGUGAUGCCGGCCCGGCCAGUGGUGCCAGGAGCAUAUCCGGUAGCUUCAUGGCUGGUAGCGUGCUGGGUGUUGGCCCCGGCGUCGGUGUGGAAGGGGAGGAAGCGGGCGGCGAGGAUCCGGAGAGGCCAGGCAGCGGCGGUGCGAGGGGUGCUGCAGGCAGUCUGGUUGGUUUGCCAGAGGACGAUGAGGAUAGAGUGGAUGCCAGGAACGCGGCGAGUCGGUUGGCCACGAGCACCUUUUGA
Messenger RNA from Sordaria macrospora k-hell, 1992 nucleotides. RefSeq lists its product as uncharacterized. The record is from RefSeq and is a predicted model, not a curated record. Gene Ontology annotation, biological process: intracellular protein transport; retrograde transport, endosome to Golgi. Gene Ontology annotation, molecular function: phosphatidylinositol-3-phosphate binding. NCBI's taxonomy places the organism in Eukaryota, Fungi, Ascomycota, Sordariomycetes, Sordariales, Sordariaceae. Gene Ontology annotation, cellular component: endosome; retromer, tubulation complex; retromer complex.